GGAAUUCUCGCUCACCGAGAAUUUGAGAAUUCGAGAAGGUCAAGAAGAGUCGGUUCACAAUUGCGCUCUGGGCUCGCCGGUACCGCGAGAUCUUUCCAUCGAAUUAAUGCGGUCCCAGCAACCAGUCGAUAGUCCAGCCCGAACCUCUAAACCUUUGAAGAGAUGCUCUCGAGACGAGCUUCUCAAGAAGCUGCACGUGUACCGUGGCCCCGAACUUCAUGCACCAGGCCAUCUGUUGGUCAUCAAUUGUGGCAUCCUUCGAUGCUCGGAGCAGCUGUCAGCUCUAUCUGCAGUAGUCUCAAGCUGUAUGCUCCUUUUCACCCGCAGCCACCGCAACACCUGUCAAGAAAGUAAGACGACUGGAAGAGAUGGUGGGUGUCAGUGCCAAAGCUCCAGGUAUAAUUAGUGUGAAGCCAAAUUGGGUAACCUGAGGGAGGGAAAUCUGUGGUUUCCAUACGUAAGGAGGAAUUUGGACGGAAUGUCGCGACCUAUGGUCAUCUGGAUUGAAUAGAACAGGUAUCAUUGCACAAAAUUGGAAGGAGAUCAGCCGUUUGUAGCCAGGGCUUCUCAUUACAAUUCUGCGAUACUUGGCCUGAUUUCAGUUUCAACCGAAAGCAGAUUUUGAAGAACUUUGUGCUGUGCGGGGAAUGAGUUUGAAGGGCGGAAUGGCAGCAACCUCUUGGACCCAACGUCUCGUGUGGUUCAUACUGAUCCUUUCUUUGAUUAUCGGAAUUGUCACUGUGAUAUUUAUCGUGCAACCUGAUGCCUCUUCCUGUUACAGCUACGAUGAUGUAGUUGCUCGUUUGUGGACGUGCACCGGAAGGCCCUUCGACAUCGACAGCUCGUGCUGCCAAGAAGUGGAGAAGGAUGUCAAUAAGGACUGCGGAUGGUAUACCGCCGAUUUCUGUUCGUACUUUGCAGACGCGGCGAAUGAGUAUUGCCACGUCAAUUAUUGUCCUGGCGACCGUGCACAAAUUCAGUCUGCUGUUAAUAACGCUACUAGGAGUGGAUGAUAAGCCUUCGGCUCAACCUCAGAUUAAGGUGAUUUUUUUCACAGACAGUCUUCCUGUCUAACGCCCGUCGACCUCAGCAUUACACUGAAGACUAUACAGUACUCUGUAUACAAUGUGUUGUGCUCAUGUACGGAACUCUAAAUCUAUAUAUUGUCGAGUUUGAUACAACCUGUUGGACGUCAUUGCUGGAUAAAGCAAUCGUCGAUGGCGGAUCUGUCCGACGUACCGGAGGGUUCAGGUUGGCCAGGUAUUAUGAGAAAUGACCUAUUGUUCGAGAUGGACCUUAGUUACACAGAUACAGGUGAGCUACAGCACAUAAUGCGGUUUGGAGUGAACGCCCAGUGGAUCACGCCCAUUCGAAUUGUCGCUAUAGACUGUGUCAGUUUGGACAUCAUGUGGGACCCUUUGAAUCGUGUACGUAGUUUCUGCUGCUAAAGCAUGGAUCGGGCUGUAGAUCACUCUCUUGAGAUCCAUUGCACAUGUUGAGAUGUUUUUAGUUCUUGUAUUGUUAAUUUACUUCUUUCUCAGCGUCGUCUGGGCUGCGCCCAAUAGUAUAGGACGUUGGAUUUGAAGUAAUUCUUGGUGGUAUCAUCAAUAAGCUCCAGUAGAACAUGGUUCGUGCAGUUGCGCUCCUAGUGAUUUGUGAAAAGACGCAUCUUCCAGGUUUCACCAUUGUGAGUUUUCGAAAACAUUUCUGAUGAUUACUUUGUACCAUAUAUCUGCAGCAUGUUGAGUUGUAUUUUACACGCGUAUCAGAUUUAAUUUAAAGUACUAGAUUUAAUUUUGAGGUAGAGUGAAGAGCGCAUGAGAGCUCUAUGUAUAUCGACCAUAUUUUCUCAACUAUUGUGGGAAUUCAAUGAAUUUGAGCAA
Molecule: messenger RNA, 1883 nt
Organism: Marchantia polymorpha subsp. ruderalis
Lineage: Eukaryota; Viridiplantae; Streptophyta; Marchantiopsida; Marchantiales; Marchantiaceae
Source: the annotation of a GenBank genome assembly